This is a messenger RNA of Mercenaria mercenaria, 648 nucleotides long. RefSeq lists its product as uncharacterized. Lineage: Eukaryota; Metazoa; Mollusca; Bivalvia; Venerida; Veneridae. The transcript has 2 exons. The coding region runs from base 37 to 486 and encodes 149 amino acids. The record is from RefSeq and is a predicted model, not a curated record.
UGAUCAGUAUUGCAAACAGGAAUUAUAUAUUUACAUAUGAAGACAAACUUAUUUCGAAAGGACACGAUAGGAGUAUAUUCGCUGUACGCAAAUCUUCACUUUACAUCCGGAAUAGCUACCAAUGCAACACAUCCGUUGUUGAUAGGAAGAUACCAAGAUGCAACUCAACCAGUUGAUGAUAGGGUAAAAAACAUUUAUAUGCCAUCACGAGUUCAAGUCGGUAAAGGGAUGAUACACCAACUUAUUCCGAAAAAUGGCUUUUUGAGAGAAUAUCUUGAUCCUAGCAUAGCAACGUUUCAUCAUUUCCGAGAAUGCAAGACAAAAACGUCAUUUGCUGUGUCGGCAUAUUCAAAUGGAUCUACAAAACUAAUCAGGAUUAGAUGUGACUCAUUAAUGAAGUAUAACUCUACAGCUAUACAGCAACUACUCAAUCUGAAAAUUAUACUUACAAACAUUUUAAAUGUAUUUAGAACUCUAAAAAUCUAAGUGAUAAACAUCUUCGGUUUCGAUAGUUUCAAAAUACGCACAAAACAUUUGAAAACGCACAACCAUGGUUUUUCUCCGUUUUCGUAGAAUCAGCAAAACAAAUUUUCAAAAACACUAAUUCGGAUUAAGACGUUUUAGAAGAUAUAUUAAAGCUUUUAGAGU